AUCUGAGCUCUCACUGUGUGAGUGCGAGUCAGCCGGUGAACCAGCGAGCUAGAGAAGUGUGUGAGGGUGUUAGGUGCAGAGUCUGUGUUUGUGUGUAUGUGUGCGUAUGUGUGUGUGACAGAGAAAGGAGGCAGCACUCUCUUAGUGCGGAAAAAAAUCAAACAAACAGGCAGCCAGUGCAGUGUUUUCCAUCCUGCUUUCCUCCUCUGCCUCUCUAAGGACCGUAGCAGCACCAGGGGCUCACCCUUCGGACUACUGUCACGCUUCCUCCUCCUCUUGCCUUUGAAGGGAACACCUGUGCGUGUUGUAAGCGCGUGAGCUGGGACAACGGACGCAGCCCUUGUGAACAGAGCGAGUGGAUGACUUCAGUGGAUGAGGGUUUGGCUGGUGGAAAGAGGGAGGCUGCUGACCAUGGGCUUCCCUCAUUAGUUAACGGGGGUGUUGAGCAGGAACAGGUUUUUCCGGUCAUCAUGUGCACUCGGACCUAUCCUGACUCCAUCCCCGAGUGCCAGUUGUUCGCUGAAGAGGUGGAGGAGCCUGAGGAGGAGGUGGCAGACGAGGGCAGGGAGAGGGAAUCGGACAGAGACAGUGCUGUGGAGAGCACCCAGGGGUCAGACACCUCCGACGGGCUCGCCAGGCUUGGGGACAAGGAAGACGUACUGGGAGAUCUCUUUUUACCCGGGGAAAAGUGUGGUCAAACUAGCAUCUCUGUGACCUCUGACCUUUCAACUCGUUCCUCGGCCUCUCUGAACGAGGAGCAGUUUGAAGACUACGGGGAGGGAGAGGAACCAGACUACGCUCCCAGCAGCCCCUGUCCGGACGACGAAACACGCACCAACGGCUACUCCGAUCUGGGUUCUUCUGUGCCCUCCAGCGCGGGCCAGACUCCUCGUAAAGUGCGUCACCAUUACCCCGGUGAACUCAUGGAUGUCUACUGUUCUCAGUGCAGCAAAAAGGUCAACCUGCUAAAUGAUCUGGAGGCGCGACUCAAAAACCUCAAGGCUAACAGUCCCAACAGGAAGAUCUCCAGCACUGCUUUUGGAAGGCAGCUGCUUCACAACAGCAACUUGAGCAGCAGUAACGGUAGUACGGAAGACCUUUUCAGAGACAGCAUUGACUCAUGUGACACUGACAUCAAUGAGAAGGUGACUUCUCUGGAGAAAAAGGUGGCAGAACUUGAGAAUGAGAUUCGGAUAAAUGGCGACCUCAAGUCAAAGCUAAAGCAGGAAAACACACAACUAGUGCACAGGGUUCAUGAGCUGGAGGAGCAGCUGAAGGAUCAAGAAACACGUGCAGAACAGAAUCUGCAGGAGGAGUUAAGAAGACACAGAGAGACCUACACCAAGAUGGAGAGAGACAAGAACACACAGAUUGAACUACUGACCCACCGAGCAAAGCAGCUGGAGGAGGAGAACAGUGAGAUGUCUCUUAACUUGUGCCGACUCAAGUCACAGACGGAGAAACUGGAUGAGGAGAAGCAAAGGAUGACGGACAAGCUGGAGGACACCAGUCUGCGGCUGAAGGAUGAGAUGGACCUCUACAAGAAGAUGAUGGAUAAACUGAGACAGAACAGACACGAGUUCCAGAAGGAGAAAGAGGCCAUGCAGGAGCUGAUAGAAGACCUUCGGCGAGAGCUGGAGCACUUGCAGCUCUUCAAACUGGAAGCGGAGAAGCCUGGUCGGAGCCGCAGCUCUUCCUCUGGGCUCUCAGACUUCAACAACAGAACCAGGGAGGUGGAGCUCGAGCAUGAAGUCAAGAGGCUCAAGCAGCAAUUUACAUCCCAGGAUUUUCUCCCCCCUGAAAUCCAUCAACUGGUGUUGUCUGGGGCUCGGCUCUGCCCUGGUCUGAUGGAGAACCAGAAGCUGAGGGAGCAGAACGAUGACCUGAACGGUCAGAUCCUGAGUCUCAGUCUGUAUGAAGCCAAGAAUCUGUUUGCUACGCAGACCAAGGCCCAGUCUCUAGCCGCUGAGAUAGACAACGCCUCCAGAGACCAGUUAAUGGAAGCCCUGAAGGAGCAGGAAGAAAUCAACUUACGUCUGAGACAAUACAUGGAUAAAAUCAUCCUGUCUAUCCUGGACCACAACCCCUCCAUCCUGGAGAUAAAAAACUAGCAGAUGAGAAUUGUUCCUGAUGUCGGAGGAGUGAAGAUCAGUCCAGUCGUCUGAUCAGAACAUUAAGCUCAAGUCAGGAACCUGAACAGGAGGGAAAAAAAGACAACUGGACCUGGUUUUUAUAAUUAAAAAAAACAGACAAACACAUGUAUUACCUGCUGCUGUUAGUGGGUAGAACUUUUCUUUCGGUGGAAGAUUCUGCCUUGAACUAAAGGGACUUUUCUCAGCUUGUAAAAAAGUCACUGACGGAUGGUUUUACAACGGUGACUGAUCAGCUCAGUCUGUGCUGUUUUUAUCCUCUGCUGCUGUGAUCUGUACUUAUUCUCACAAUUACAUGUCACAUGACAAGUCAAUCUUUUCUACCCAGGGUUAAUCCAUGCUCGACGUGCUUUUAAGAAUUGGUACAAUCAAACAAUGUAGUACACUGGACGUAAUGUACCUGGGCAUUAACACUGGAACACAUUUGUAUCUGAUGUAAUAAUAGCUGUGUUAUUUACAGACAUCUGUUUGGUGUGUUUGGAAAAUACAGCGAGACGGGUAAAUGAAUCGGAACAACGGACAUGAAGGCAGACAUGUUGCCUGACCUGUAAGGUGAUGUAAAGUGAUGUAGGUGAUCCCUGACUGCACACAGUUACAGAUCUGGACAAGCAUGUGUUUAAGGAAGAUUGAGAAAAGAGGUAGAGGUGGUCAGAGAGAGAAAAAGAUUAGCUUAAAUAAUGAAAGUAAUGAAUUAAUGUUGACAUGAUGGACCAUGUAUGCUGGCAAAAGAGGACUUUUGUGAAGUUGGGGAAGGUACAUUGAAGAUGACCUUUUUUUAAAAAAAAUCUUUAGAAGAUGUCUUCCACAAAACAGCACUUGCAGUGUCAAUCAAUCUGAUAGUGAUUUUUCUUUUUUCACCGAGAAGUGGCCCUUAGUCGGUUCAGAUGAGUUGUGGAUUGUCACCCUGUGGCUAAGAAGCUGCAGGAAAAGGAGUGUCUUGAAAUUGUAAUUUCCACGGCUGCUAUUUGCAAGCAAAGCCUGAGCUAGAAAAUGUUACCAGUUGCUAAUAAUAAACCCAAAUGAUGUUGCACAGAAAGGUUUUAAUAUGAAUGUACAGGGUGUGUGGUGCAUUUACAUUGGAGCGACUGAUAGUCAUCGGCUUUCUGAAUCGUUGAUCUAUGCUCAGUGAGGUCGACUCAGAUGCUGGAUGUGAGCAUGCACAGGAGACUCACUUCUUGGUACAAAAAGGACUGGAUUCGCAAUCUCAUCGCCACCGUCAAGUUGCUGAUUGUACAUGAAGCCCUGAUAGCUGUCUGAAGCUCUAUAAUACUGUAAAUAUCAUGAAUGUACAACUCAACAUUUCACUUUCUGUGUGGCCAAAUGAGCAUUUGUAAUUUGAAUCUCUAGACGUGAUGUAACGCACAUGAACAGUAUUCUGUACUGUAACAAUGGGGGGAGCAUAGUUUUGAGAGGGGAACUGAUUACAAUCUGCUGUAUUAUGUAAUUAUUCUAAACUUGAGUUUUGCUUCCUUGCACAAAGAACAUGUUGUUUUUCGUUUGCAUGGUUCACAUCCUCUUCUGUCUGUGCCUUUUUGGGACAUUUUUCAAGAUGAUGUUGCUGUAGAUUUACUUCUUUUUUUUAAGGUACAUUCUCUGACAUUUUUGACUUGUAAAUGUUGUACUUAUAUAGUGAUAAUUUGUAUUCAUCUGCCACUCACCACUCUUUUUCAGACUGGUACUAAGAAAACUGUUUUAUACUGUUAAAUCUCAAACAAACUUACGGUUGCUUAGGUGUCCUCUUAGCCGUAUAGCACAAUACCUUGUAUGGUACUCAAACUGGGUUAUAUUUUGUCAGUGUGAUGAAUUUUUCACUUGAGUCAGUGGCUUAUUUUUGUUGUAUUUUUCUAAUUUUUGUUAGUUUUGGUUAGUCCACUGAUUUUCACUUUGCUUUAAACUGGAAUUUUAUAUGGUUGUGAACUGUCUUCCUACUUAAACGGUGAACAUUAUGAGCAAUAUUAACUUAUUACCAAUACUUGCUGGUUUGUGUCCUGGUUUGCUACACAAAUCUGUUUUCUCAACAGCUGCUUGUGCCAUUCUACAUUUAAAUAAAAUAAACCAGUACAGAAAGUUGUAACA
Messenger RNA from Melanotaenia boesemani (Boeseman's rainbowfish), 4226 nucleotides. RefSeq names its product RAB11 family interacting protein 4 (class II) b (gene rab11fip4b). Gene Ontology annotation, biological process: endocytic recycling; regulation of cytokinesis. The transcript has 14 exons. Bases 360 to 2111 code for a protein of 583 amino acids. Gene Ontology annotation, cellular component: cleavage furrow; endocytic vesicle; recycling endosome membrane. Lineage: Eukaryota; Metazoa; Chordata; Actinopteri; Atheriniformes; Melanotaeniidae. The record is from RefSeq and is a predicted model, not a curated record.